UAUAUUCUGGUCCCGGCCAGCUAACCAUCCUCGGAGAAUGAAAAGAUAAAGCAAAAACGACAAUGGCCGGAGCUACUCCAAUGGCAGCCACUACCCCGGUCAAAGUUUACGGCCCUCCUUUGUCUACUGCUGUCUCCAGAGUUCUUGCUUGUCUCCUUGAGAAAGAUGCCCCCUUUCAACUCAUUCCUGUUAACAUGGCCAAAGGCGAGCACAAGAGUCCGGACUACCUCAAAAUCCAGCCCUUUGGCCAAGUGCCAGCUUUUCAAGAUGAAAGCAUCAAUCUUUUUGAAUCUAGAGCCAUAUGUAGAUACGUAUGUGAUAAGUAUGCAAGCCAAGGAUACAAGGGCCUUUAUGGAACGAACCCUCUAGUCAAAGCAUCAAUCGAUCAAUGGAUCGAGGCUGAAGGACAAAGCUUUAGUCCACCAAGCUCACUUCUGGUGUUUCAGUUGGUCUUUGCACCCCGAAUGAAGAUCAAGCAAGACGAGAACGUCAUCAACCUGAAUGUGGAGAAACUGUCCAAAGUGCUUGAUGUCUACGAGAAGAGGCUUGGAGAAAGUAGGUUCCUGGCUGGGGAUGAGUUCACAUUAGCUGAUCUUUCUCACCUGCCCAACGCGCAAUACUUGGUUAAUGGGACCGAUAAAGGAGAGCUUUUUAAUGCGAGGAAGAAUGUGGCAAGGUGGUGGGAUGAGAUUUCCACCAGGGAUUCUUGGAAGAAAGUUGUUGAGAUGCAGAACUCACCCCCUGCGUAGAGUUCGUGAUGGUUUCACUCCAUAAUCCAUAAUUGCUAUCUUUUUGUGUUGUUCCUUUGCUUGAUUUAAGCUCUGCUUUUGGUUACUUAGAAUUUCGCACUUAUAUGUAAACCCUGGUUAUAUAUGACUUGUGUUUAUUGAAUUUUGUUUGCUGACUAGCUA
Molecule: messenger RNA, 911 nt
Organism: Coffea eugenioides
Lineage: Eukaryota; Viridiplantae; Streptophyta; Magnoliopsida; Gentianales; Rubiaceae
Product: glutathione S-transferase PARB-like
Exons: 3
Coding region: 63-749 (228 amino acids)
Cellular component (GO): cytoplasm
Molecular function (GO): glutathione binding; glutathione transferase activity
Source: RefSeq, a predicted model, not a curated record